This is a messenger RNA of Peniophora sp. CBMAI 1063, 1143 nucleotides long. Lineage: Eukaryota; Fungi; Basidiomycota; Agaricomycetes; Russulales; Peniophoraceae. The record is from the annotation of a GenBank genome assembly.
AUGGGCGCCUCAUCCAACUGGCUCUCGUUAUCCAAAUCUAUCGGCGCUUCUUCUGCCCCUCGUAAAAGACGAAAACUCGCCCAUGAUGCCUCGCCCGCCGCCUCCUCUACCUCCGUCCCAGUCGCAGAGUCCGCCGACCUACCCCGAAAUAGGACCUCAGGUCCGCGCUCUAAUGCAACAAAAUCUCUCGAUGCUUCCCUUCUUUCCGACAAGACUAUCGUCAACGGCGAGUCGCUCGGCGCACUUCGCUCCAUGAUAUACGCCCCGCAAGACCUCGAGUCUUUCCCCGAGAAGGACCGUGCGCCAGGAACAUAUAUCGCCAUAGACUGUGAGAUGGUUGGCGUUGGCCCGGACGGCAAUGAGAGUAGUCUGGCGCGAGUGUCGGUCGUGAAUUAUGCUGGGGCAGUUUUGCUCGACGUCUUCGUGCGGCAACGAGAGCGCGUUACGGACUGGCGCACGCAGUAUUCAGGUAUCAGGCCCGCGGAUAUGGUGCAUGCCAAACCGUUUGAGGAGGUUCAGAAGCUCGUCUCGGGUCUACUGGACGGUCGCGUGCUAGUCGGUCACGCAGUACAUAACGACCUACACGCUCUCAUGCUAUCGCACUCGCGCGCACAGCAACGCGAUACACAAUUACUAGCGCACCGACACGGUCAAAGUAAAGCGCGACAUCCAGCACUACGAAAUCUUGCUCGGGAGAUGUUGGGCAUUGCUAUCCAAGAAGGAGAGCAUAGCUCGGUUAUCGAUGCGCGCGCGACUAUGGCAAUAUACAGGUUGCAUCGCAAGCAGUGGGAUCGCCCAUUCAACACGGCCUCCUUCCGUGUCAAGAGCAAAUCUGAAGGUCCCGCUGUAGUUGGGGGGAAACGAAAGCAUGACCCGCAGGAUGACGAUGAGAGAGACGACGUCUCGAUGUCCGCGAAGGAAGUGAAAGUGGCCAAGAGUGGGGCUGUCCAGAGAAAAGGGACAUCAUCCGGAUUGACGACUAUUGUGAAGAAUUCAGCGAAGUCAAUGAUCAUUGGGGGGUCAAAUACACCGCGACAGGGUACCGUAAACAAGACAAAAUGGUGGAAGGACUUGAGUGGUGGUACUACAGCCGUUAGGUCAGUGAAGGGUUCGAAGGCCAGUAUACGAGUCAGGUCUGAUUAA